Molecule: messenger RNA, 17091 nt
Organism: Porites lobata
Lineage: Eukaryota; Metazoa; Cnidaria; Anthozoa; Scleractinia; Poritidae
Source: the annotation of a GenBank genome assembly
AUGGCGGACGAGGAGCGAAAGGAAGAGCCCCAAGCAAAACCAGAAGCAGAAGAGAAACCUGAAGAAAAGGCCGAGGAAAAGAAAGAGGCGGAGAAGCAACCGGAGCAGCAGACAAUGCGAAGUGUUUUCCUCACGGGCUACGGCGGCUACAACAAACUUCAAGUGCAAAAACACGCCAAGCCUAAACCCGCGAGUGGGCAAGUUGUGGUCCGCGUUCACGCAUGGUGAGUUUUAUUUAUGAGCUUGUUGAUUGUUCUUUCACCUGAUUUCGUGGUAGUCCUCAUGUUGUCGCCAAAAACAACAAGUGUCUUUCUGUGGAAUGCAAUGUAAUAUUUCAAUCCAUAGCUAUAUUACUAUACACCAACGAGGACGAUUUGGGUUUUCCACCACUCUUUUAAGAUCGGCUUUCGAAACCCGGGGGCCAGUUUACAUUAUUAAAAACUUUGUCGAUAAAUUAAUAUUUGUUUCUUUCAUUGACUUAGUGAAGCAAAAUACAGUUUCCUUUAAAAUCAACCUUUUUAUAGCAAGAAUUGAUUCGAGUGUUCCUGGUGAAUGAAAAUGUGGGAGGGGCUCAUGUAAACCCUUGAUCGGUGGAUCGUGUAGCCCUUUAGUGCUCCGAUCGUUAGCGAUCCAAUUAAAACCAAACCGAAGUUGUGAUAAAAAUAGGCCUAGCGAACUUAAAUGUUUUGUUUGUGCCUCAUUAAAACAAAAAAUCCUGCGAAAUUGGCAGUGUGUAUUUCAAUUACAGUCUUGAUCGUCGUCUAUUACGUAUUUGCUGUGGCGUUCAUGAGUCUAAAUAUUUUAUUACGAUCCAUAUUUACUUUAUCUCGAGGAUAUUUUUAUAGUAAAUACCAAUAAAAUUGCGUUAUUUCUGAAUUAUUGCGCGCUCAAUUUUAUUUUUAUGUUGGACACACAAUGAGCCCUUAAUAAGCCAUUAAUUUUUACACUUGACUUGAUAAUUCGCGUGUAGAGGAAAAUUCCAUCAAUUAGUAACAAUAGUGACCUAAAUUAUAUACAAAAGAAUGCACACUUUGACGAGAAAAGAAAAUUUUGUAACCCAGGACAGGACUGGAAAUUUCAGGGAGGUGGGAGGAUAACUGGUCUAUUUCCCUUGAGGAGUGGGUGUAGCAUAAAAUCCAAAAAUAUUUUUCAAGUUUUUAGCUGCCUGGAUACAGUCCUCCUUCAUUUUUUCUUGUUUUCCUUAAAAAUGGGUACCCAAAUAGAACAGAAUACAACGUCAUGCUGAAGUAUAGAAAUUGGAAAAUUAUUACUGUGUGACAAAUCAAAACCCUUCAUCAAGUUCUUUAAUUUUUUACUGUUCACAGUACACUACUUUUCCAUAAGACUGUCAAGAUCGAAAACUUUGUGUUAGGGGUGGCCAUCUUAGAUCGCUGUCAAAUCUGUUUAGGGGGCUGGGGAUGGUUUGGGAGGAGGUGAGAAAAAUAGAGGGACUGGGACUGUCUCAACAUCACUGCAGCUCACAUCCAGUGGGUGUGGCAGGUAUUUCAGGCCUUUUACUAUUCAUUAUUAACAAACUCUGCUUGGGAUGGAAAACAUGCCAGACACAUUUAGCAUUGACUUUGCGUGUUUACAAACAUCUUCUUUCGAACAGUGAUUAUAAUACAAAUAAAAGGAUGUUUUUCCAAAUUUAGUCGGCCAACAUGCACAGCUGAAACAUUUUCCCAAAUUAAGAGUCAAGCAUGCUCUCUUCAAGACCAGUAAUUAUUAAAACUAUUAAACCGCCAGAUAAAUCGCCUGAAAUUUCUGACACGGGUCGUCUUUCUGUGUCUCUGGGGCAGAAACUGUGCUUUUUAAUUUAGAACUCCCCAGACUUCUGAAAUUAUCAAAAUUCCCCCAGCCGAGGCUACUUCAAAAGCAUAUUGGCUUACGUGAUUGAUCUUCAAAAUACUGUCCACAAAUCCUUUGUCUGUUUUCAGAAAUAUGUACCUUGCGAAUUCGCAAAAGCAUCCAGUUUUGAAAACAAUACUUCCAAACAAACGGUUUUGUGUUGUCCCUUCUGUAUGAAAUGUCCGGAAGAGUUUGCACUACUUCAUCUUGACAAUCUCACGGAAAAAUAGCGGACUGUGUACACUCUAAUUUUUAUUAUACAGUUGAAGGCAUGGAGUUUAAAAAGUUAAGUUGAAUUUGUUUCCCUCUCAGUUAGCAUGUAAUCAUUAAUAUUGUUUAGUGUAUCUUAAGUACAUAUCUUUAGUCUCUUGUCAUACUGUUGUCAUUUGUUCUUAGUAAUACCGUUAGUUUACCAUUAGUCUCUGGUCAUCGUUGUCAAUUUUAGUUCCGUUAGUUCUCUUGUUACUUUUAGUUUAUUUAUUUGUAAUUUAUUUCCUGUAAACAUGACCUGCCUAGAUUAGCUUAUAGCUACCUCUGGGCAUGUUAUAAUUUAUUAUUAUACUUUAACCUCAAAACACAAUAAACAUGUAUGUAUGUAUGUAUGUAAAUGAGCAUUUAACAGCACAGUAUAAUAGUGUUCAUACUACUGGAUAGUAUACCUGCCAACUUUUUCUGAGAUAUAAGCAUGAGAUCUUUAUCCUGGGAGUGCUGGGAAUUUAAAGACAGCACGAUCAUUUCCGAAGAUUCCCGAAGAAGUCCGAAGUUUUCCGAAGAAGUCCGAAGACUUCCGAAGUCUUCCAAAGACGUCCAAAGUUUGUCGAAGGCGAAGUUAUCAAGUCCCAGUCUUAGGACACGUAUAAACGCGAGCUCACUCCCAGUGCUUUUUACUUCAAAAAUCAGAGAUCGCAAGGAAAAGGUAUUGUCAUUUAUUCAUUUUAACAUGGUUUUCGUUCGUUACAUGGGUCUGAGUUAACAUAUUUUUGGAAAUUGUGUCAAGCAAGACAGCAACAACUCACAUUUUUCAAUCAGGCGUGAGAAAUUGGCCCGCAAGCGUGAGCCGGCGUGAGAUCGAAGUUUUCAGCCCACAGGCGUGAGAGUUGGCAGGUAUAGGAUAGCUUUUGUGCUAGCAUGAAAACCAUAGGGCUCUUGUUCAAACAGAAAAACAGUGAUUUCGUCACAGUUUCUGCAACGGAGCAAAGCUAUGCUGCACUGAUCUCUAAAGUGGACAGUCACAUAUCGAAUAGGUGUUCAUAAUAUACUGGAUAGCCUUUCACGGCGGCAUGAAAAGCAAUUCAGUAGUAGUAGAGUAGUAGAGUUGUUUAUUCAGAACCCCUUGCAGCUAAGAGCUGGAUAACAGGAUCGUGCGCAAAUUACACAUAAUUAACAUUUAUCUUAUGACAAAAAAUGUAAAUAUUUUACAGAUACAAAUUCUGACAUUCUAUACAGAUUCACUCUAAGUGCAGAGUGAACAUAGUCUUGGUCAGUUUUUUACAAGUACUAAAGUAAAGUAUUCUCUUCUUGGUUUCGUUUAUAGUGGACUCAACUUUGCAGACAUCAUGCAACGCCAAGGACAAUAUCCAAGUCCUCGAAAACCACCAUUUGUCCCUGGUUUAGAAUUUGCCGGGACAGUGGAAGAGCUUGGAGAGGAUGUCACAGAUCUGGAGGUUAGUCUUGUUGAAAUGUGAUCCACUGACAUGCUAAAUACUUAAGGCGUUACUCCUUCAAAACAUUGAUUUUCUUGACUGAUAGGCAAAUUUGUGUGAAUUUUAUUCACUGUCCUUAUUGUCAAAUUAAUGAAGUUUACUGAAUUUGUGCAAGUCUUAAUAAUAUUGUAAGUCUAAAUAAUGUUAUUUUUGGUGUGAUAGUAAAAUAAUAUCAUUGCUACUAUCACUGUAGUGUGUAUUUUUAUUGGUUGUCAUUGGUCAACAGUCCAUAUCAUCUAAACCAGCUUUCACUCCAGAGAGCAACUUGAGAGAAUUUCUGCAAAUUUAAUUUUGGAGGCCUUAAGAAAAUACAUUGGACUGACCCUUUGACAUGUUAUCUUUAAUAUUAUUUUUUUAAUAUAAACAUAGGUUGGUGCACGUGUUGUGUGCAUUUCACUAGAAGGUGCAUGGAGUGAAUAUGCUUGUGUUCCUGCCAGAAAUUGUGUAGUCAUCCCAGACAGCCUUAGUUUUGAGGAUGCAGCUGCUUUACCUGUCAAUUACCUCACUGCUUAUUUCAUGCUGUUUCACUGUGCCAAUCUGGGUCGAAGAAAGAGUAUUCUUAUACAUAUGGCAGCUGGAGGAGUGGUAAGAAUUAUUAUUAAAAACUUGAAUGGUUGAAAGCGUUUUUCUGCUGCAUGCAUGGAUGCGCUGCAUGACCUGUCAGCUGUUCUUGAAUAAUAAUAAAAAAAACAGGGUGCAAAGAAAGUCAGCUCUAAAGCAUGCUUUUCAGGCAAGCUGUAGCUAGCAUGUACUAUAGCCCAAGAGUCAUUGAAUUAGCUGGGAAAAAAAAUUAUGAGCAGGAAUUGGAAUUCCCCAAAAAACUUCACUGGCCCAUCAAGUGAGGUCAGAACAGAACUUCCACGCAAAAUCCAUUUGCCCCAGGCUAUCAGACAUGCAUGGCUUUCUUUGCGUGUGCUUUUUUCAAGAACUGAAUUUUUCAAAAGGCAAAGGGCAGAUUGAAGUAAAAAUGGCAGGAAGGAAAAGUUGAUUACCCCUGAAUGUCUGAUUUUGUUUUGUGGAAUGCUAAGAAAAAAGUUCAACCAAACAGGUUUAGUUUAGUUCACGGUUGGCACAGUCUUAAAAAGUGCUUGAAAUUUUUGGGGGAGUCCUCGAAAAGUCCCUGAAUUUCUGUGCAAGUCCUUGAAAAGUCUUUGAAUUUUUCUCAACUUUGAAUGUGGUGGGGUUGAAAGCAAACUGCUUUGCAUUUCAUUAGUCUUUGGUAUUCUUUUCCUUGGUUUAUUUGUAUGAACGCUGUAGAUGGUAACACCAUGGGAUUUCCUCCAGAGGUGUAAAAUAUGGAGUGACAGAUAAUCUCGCAUUAACAACGUCUAGGUGUGAAAGGGUUACUAUCAUUGUUAGAGAAGUCCCAAACAAUCUGACUGGCCGGCACUGAUUAUGUUUUAAGCCAUUUACCCACUUAUCACUGAUGUUAUUUGUGUUGGAAUUGUGUUUGUUAGGGAAUAGCCGUGACUCAGCUCUGUAAAACGGUAGAAGGAAUAACCAUGUUUGGGACGGCAUCAGCAGCAAAGGUAGAGUUCAUCAUUUAUAACAAACUAUUAUUGUAGGUCACAGAGAUGUGGAUGGUGUAACAAUUCUUUAUUCUACUCAUAAAUGAACGUGUAAACAUUGUAUAGCAGGGGGUAGCAAUGAGGUCUGGGACCAAGAAACGAUGCUCUCUCAAUUUGUAAAGCGGGUUACCUUGCAACUUGUGGUCAGCAGGAAAAAUAGCAGGAUGUUAAAAAUUGCAGUAUAUUUCUUAGUCUUAAAUAUUUUAGAAGCAAGAGGCGAGGCGACCGAGGAAAUAAUUAUUUAUAUAAUUCUAAGUCUUCAUCUUUGUACUACUCAUUUUGCCUGUCAGUUUAUCAAAAAGUUGUUUCUUAACUUUCUUUUCCAGCAUGAGAAAAUUGUUGCCAAUGGGAUAACUCACGCCAUUGACUACCGAACAACAAACUAUGCCCAAGAAGUAAAAAAGUAGGCUGAUUCUGCUCCUUCUGUACCAUAGAGAAGAUGCAUUUUAUUUAUUUGUUUAUUUUACUAUUCUAUCUCUUGGUGAAUUUAUAAGUGAUACAUUCAUAUUUGCUAGCUAUUGAGCUAAUUUUCUUCCAGCAAAAGGUUAAAGUUAUUCAAGUUUUUGUUUUGACACAAAAAUGAGAGUGAGCCAUUGGUAAUUUACAAAGUUCAUAGGUUUUUUGUUUUGUUUUGUCAGAGUUUGCCCAGAAGGAGUAGAUAUUGUUCUUGAUCCUCUUGGUGGAACUGACACAAAGAAGGGGUACAAUCUUCUGAAGCCUUUGGGAAUCAUUGUUUGCUAUGGUUAGUUGCCUCUGGUGUUUUGCAUAUUAUUAAACUACCUGACAUGGUUCUCUCUCAUGGUUCUCAAUGUCUUUUUCUCAAGGUGUGGUUGAAGGACAGCAUUUUUACCAGGCAACACAAAAUUAAUGGUGCACGAAAUGCUAUCGUCUUUGCUCAUCAAUCAUAAACACACAAUUUAAAGCGUUCUGGAUUCCGAUUUUACAAUAUAAUAACUCACUAAGGGCACCCUGGAAAAGGUGUGCACAAAUCGAACCAAAAUCGAAACGUGGAAGCAAAGAAUCGUGAAUCGAACCAAACAGUCAUAAUCGCGAUUAAUCGAGAAUUCGAUUAAUCGUUACACCACUAGAGACUGGGUGCUUAUUUGAGGCUGGGCACCAUUUGCAGCAAGUAUGCAGUAAGUUAUUUUGCAACAAAACAAUAAAAAUAAUAAAAUUAUAAUAACAAAACAUGAAGAUGUGCCAUAGAAGAAUUUUAACUGUUCAUUUGAAAAUUUAUUGAAAGUACUUAGAAAACGCAUUUUUUGGGGUAGUCUCUCAGUAGUACUCAGUCAACUUCAAUCUUGUUUUCAGUAAGGUCACUUUCUUAGGGAGGGAGGGGUGGGUACCUAUUAACUUUUCCUACCUAUGGGGUGGGUGGUUAUUUAAGAUGGAUGCAUUUGAGGUAGGGGUGCUCAAUAGAACAAGUGCAGUACAUGUAGCCAGUUAAUCAGGAUCCAGGCAUUUUGGUCAGAGAAAACUAAAGAGAUAUCUUCUUUGAAAGAGUUGACUGUAAGAUCUUUCCCCUUCAGGAUAUGCAAAGUCUAUUGGUGAAUCAAAGAGCAUGUUUUCGUCAGCCAAGAGUGUGAGUACUUUAAAUUAAAUUCAUUGAACAUAUUUCCAAGCAGAUCAUUCACCAAACAAAACAAAUAUAUAAAUUUAUAAUUUAUUAUUAUUAGUGCAAUGUGGCUUGAUUCUGAAAAAGCUAUGAACACACCUAAGAGAAGUUAAAAAAAGUUUACAAGUACAACAACGCUUUUGAGCAAUCUUUAUAAUUAUACAAUGGUUAUUUAUUACUAAUAAUAUAUAAAACAUUUCAUGGUACUGACAUGUACUCCACUAUGUAGUUAUUAUAUAUGAGGAAUCUUUCAUGAAUGACCAUUGAGAGUUGCUAUUUUUGCCGCCCACAAACAGUAACAGGGCUAAACUUUACUGACAAAGGGGUCCCACAAUCUCGAAAAGUGCUUAAUAUUUAGGGGGGAGUCCUUGAAAAGUCCUUAAAUUCGAUUAUUUCCUUGAAAAGCCCUUAAAUUUCUGGGCAAGUCCUUGAAAAGUCUUUGAAUUCUCUUCAACUUUGAAUGCAGCAUCCUGGAAAGUGUUUUUAAUGGUUUUUGGUUGUCCAAGACUGAAUGUCAAUCAUAGCUCAGAAAAAAGGUGAUUUUCAUAACACGCUUUUCUGUUUUAUGCAAUUAUUGGCUAUCAAUUUAAGGCAAGUGAGCUAAAAAAAUUUUGCGAAGUUGGUGGAGCAAACAGUUCAGUCCUUAAAGUCUUGUUAGAAUGAACUGGAAAUGCGCAUUUUUCACAAUCUUUGAAAAGCAGGUGGUCCUUAAAAAUGGAAUGUGGUCCUUGGAAAGUCCUUAAAAAAAUUAAUGUUUGCAAUUUUUUGUGUGGAGCCUGUGACAUUGUUCUGUUUUACCGUCAUAUUUUUAUCUGCAGUGGUUUCAAGGGGUAUCGUACACUUCAAUGCAGCUGUUUAAAGACACAAAAUCUGUCUGUGGAUUUGAUCUGAAAGCGGUCCCUAUAGAGUUAAUAGGGGAGGCUCUAAAGCAUUUGAUACAACUUUACAGUGAGGGGAAAAUCAAGCCUGUCAUUGACCAAGUGUAUGCUCUUGAAGAGGUAGGUCUUUACCUUUUUUGAUAUCUUUUCUCAUAAUUUUUUUGUUCUCAGUGAUUUUGACAAUAAUUACAGCAAGGAGCCCAAAAGUGUUACCGCUUUUAAUUUAUUCACAUCCUUUCGUGCAGAUUUAAUCCAAUCAGAAGCCAGCUGGAAACUGUCCUCAACUUCUGAUUGGUUUAUGCCUGCAUGAAAGAAUGUGAAUUAAUUUAAGGAGGUCACUGUAAUGUACGACCAAACCACACCAUGUUGAGUGUAACAACUGAUUUAAUUAGUUACCCGUCAUGCCUAGUACAGGCAUGGCAUUAACAUACAUCACAUCUCUCUUUCUCCAACAAAGACCGAACUAAUAAUAAACAAUGGAAAAUAACACACACACACACAAAAAAAAAAAUAAAUAACAAAAUCAGUUCGAAAUCAGUUCAAAAACUCGUAAGUUCAAAUUCACAAGUUCGCAUUCAGCAUUCAACGUUCCAUUCAAUUGCUCCAUUCCCUUCAAGUGUAACAGUCCUUUAGGUAUGAUGGGGUCUUAACCAAACGUCCCGACCUGGUCACUGUAACAGGUUCUUCUGCAGCCGCUACUGGCUUAGCGGCUUGGCUUGGCUUAGCUACUGGCUUAGCGGUUUCCCUCUGCACGUUAGUUGGAGGUAAGGUUAUCUCAGUCUGCUCUGGUCUGGCCUCAAAUUUCUGUUCUCCUGGUGCCCUGUUGCGAUUGAGGUGUCGUCUGUUUCUGCGAUAUUUCCUUCCACUUGCUGUCUCAACUACGUAAGAUCUAGGAGUGUGAUGUUUGUAUGACACUACAGCCGGUACCCACUGUCUCUGUGUUUCAUCGUGACAGUAUCUCCAGUUUGAAGUGAUUCCAACUCCGUCCACAGUGUCGAUCAAAAUAAUGUUUUUGCGUGCUUUUCACUUUUUUUUGAGCUUCCCGACUACUUCUUCCUGUCCUUGCGGUCUCAACAAUUCUGCAGUGGUAGGUAAUGUUGUUUUCAGACGCCGACCCAUCAUCAGUUGACCUGGGGACUUGUUAAUUGCGUCAAGUGGCGUGGUUCGAUAGCUAAGCAGGGCUUUAUUUAUGUCGACGGACUUUGACAUCAAGUUUUUGGUUGUUUGAACUGCUCUUUCAAUUUGUCCAUUUGAUUGCGGGUAGUGAGGGCUGGUUGUUGUGUGCGUGAACUCAUAGUCCUUUGCAAACUCCGCAAACUCGGCUGUUCGAACUGAGGCCCAUUGUCGCCAUUACGACUUCAUCGGGUAUACCAUAUCUUGAGAAGUGCUUCUUCAGUGCAUUAACUGUCGCCUUACUGCUUUGGUUUUCGAGUUGGUCUACUUCCAUCCACUUAGAAUAAUAGUCAACAGUACACAAGUAGUGAUGACUGUUCAUUUCAAACAAAUCUGUGCCUAUUUUUGCCCAUGGCCUGUUUGGGGAAUCAUGUGGUAUCAUUGGUUCUUUGGCUUGCUGUCUCUGGUGCUGACUGCAUGUAUAGCACUUGGCUACUUUGUCUUCAAUUUGCGUCGACAUCCCUGGCCAGAACAGCACAUCUCUCGCUUGCUGUUUGCACCUGACAACCCCAAAGUGCCCCUCGUGUAUUUUGUCUAACAUUUCUGACUGCAGGGUGUGAGGCACUAUCACUUUCGGCCUUUAAACAGCAGUGCAUCAAUGACUGAAAUUUCGUCUUUGUACGCCCAGUACUGUCGGAGGUCUGGGGACAGCUUUGCUUUGCUAUCUGGCCAUCCCUCUAGUACUGUGUCAGUUAGGGACUGCAAUACUGGGUCUGCUGCUGUAGCUUGUUGAAGCUCUAGAUACUUUUCCUGUGAGAUGGGAAGAUAAGCUGUGAGACACACGUCACUGACUUCUAAGUCCUCCACGAGCGUUUCUUUGGUUUCUGGCAAGUAAUGGCGACUAAGGGUAUCUGCUAGUUGCAUUUCAUUCCCAGGCUUGUAUGUAACCUUGAGGUCAUACCUUUGUAGGCUCAUCAUCAUCUUCUGCAAUCGCGGAGGUGCCUGAUGAAGAUUCUGUGCUAAGAUCCUCUCGAGCGGUUUAUGGUCAGACUCCACGUGCACUGUUCGUCCAUAAACGCACUGAUGAAACUUCUGGCAGGCGUAAACUAUUGCAAGUAACUCCUUCUCAAUCUGUGCAAACUUCUGCUGCGCAACAGUCAAGGCUCUAGAAGCAUAUGCAAUCGGCUUGUUCUCUUGUAGCAAUACUGCACCAAGUCCGUUAGCACUAGCGCCAACGUUGAGGGUGACAGGCUUGUUUGGGUUGUAGUAGCCCAGUACCGGAGAUUUGGUUACCAUCUGCUUGAGUGUUUGAAAACUUUGUUGCUGUUCUUUGUUCCAACGCCAGACUACUCCUUUCUCCAAUAGUCGCCUGAGAGGUGCACUUUCAGCAGCUAGAUUAGGCAGAAAUUUUCCAAGGUAUUGGAUAAAACCUAGGAAUGUUCUGAGUUCUUUAACAUUCUGUGGUGGUUGCAUCGCUCGACUGCUCUGACCUUCUCUGGGUCCGGUUUCAAACCCUCACUGGUCAGGAGAUGUCCUACAUAGGGGACAUGGUCUUUCCUCACUUGGCAUUUCUUGCUAUUUAACUUGAGACCAACCUCUCUCGCUCUGUUUAGGACUUGUCUCAACCUUGCAUCGUGCUGGUCAGUACUGCUGCCCCAGAUCAGUAUGUCAUCCACAAUUGCUCCUGCAGUGGGCUCUGCUCCAGGUAUGCCCUCCAACAUCUCGGUCAUGUAUCUCUGGAACACCUCAGGGGCCGAUUUGAUUCGAAAGGGAGCCUUUUAAAUCGAUACCUCCCGAAGGGGGUGUUGAACGAUGCACAACUUCGAGCUUUCCUCGUCUAAUUCUAUUUGCCAGAAUCCUGAUGUUGCAUCCAACACAGAGAAUACUUUGGCAUCUGGCAUGUCUGCAACUAUCUCUUCAAUCGUCUUCAUAGGGAAGUGUUCUCGUUUAACAGCUAGGUUUAAAUCUCUAGGAUCUAAACAGAUGCGAAUCUUAUUCGGCUUGACCACAGUAACCAUACUGCUAACCCAUGCUGUUGGUUCGAUUUGCCUCUCUAUCACUCCUGCUUUCACCAUUCUUUCAAGCUCAUCUUUGAUUCUGCCCUUCAGUGCAACCGGUACCUUUCUUGGUGGAUGUACCACUGGGAUGACUGUUGGGUCAAUUCUGAUGGUAUGUUUACCUGGUAAACAUCCAAGCCCGUGGAAGAGAUCUGGAUAUUCUAGUAGAAUAUCUGGACGUGCAUCAGUAAUAACCGACGAGUCUAUGACAGAGUUCACCCGCUGGACUAAACUGAGAUCCUUGCAUGCUUGUGCACUUAAGACGGACAGCACAUCACCUUCUGCAAUGUAAAACUUCAUGGGGUAUGUUUUGUCCUUGUGUUCGCAUAAGAGUGUUGUGCAACCAUGAAUAGGUAUCUGGUGACCAGAGUAUGACCUUAACUUGGCUGCUGUAGGUUGAAUUGUUGUCUCCCCUCCUAGAGUCUUUAACGUCGUUAAAGACAUAACAUUGCAUUUCGCUCCAGUGUCUAACUGAACAAUAACUUUCUUGUUGUUGACGGUCAGCUCUUCGCGCCAUUCACUGGUUUCUUUUGUCCGAGCUUCAUCGCCACUUCCGCAUUUUUCCACAUAUCGGACAGUUCUUCUCUUCUCUCUUGACUUGCAGACUUUGGCAAAAUGAUUUAACUUGGCACAAAUCAGACAUUUCUUUCCCUUAGCCGGACAUUCUGCUUUACUGCUGUGUAUGUAGCCACACAUUCCACACUCCUGUUCAACUCCCGGUCUGCCAAGUUUCCUCUUGUCCAAUUUCUCACUCUGCCUUCGAGCUUGAUUCACUUUAACAGCGUGAAUCUUGCUGUCUUCGUCCUCCAUGGUUUUGAGUUGCGUUUGAGACAUUUCCAGUGUGAGUGCAAUUUCAACCGCUUUCUCUAACGACAAUUCAGAUCCUUCUUGUAUCAACUUUUCUCGCACUUUCUUGGAGUUGCAACCAAUGACAAUUCUAUCCCUGACCAUUUCGUCUGGAUCUGCAUAUCCACAAUCUUUCACUAGCAGCUUGAGGUCAAUAAGAAACUGUUCGAAUGGCUCAUUAUCGCCCUGAACUUUCUUGUGAAACUUGUAUCUAGCAAAUACCUUAUUCGAUUUCGGCUUCACAUGGGCUUGAACCUCUCGUAGUAGCUGUUAAGCUUUUUCUCCUCUCCAUCUCCAAACGUCCAGGUCUGAUAUAUGUCUCUUCCCUUUUCUCCUACCCAAAUCAUGAGAUAAUUGCAUUUCUGUUCCUCCGAUUUCGACUUUAACGGUCCGCCAAACAUAAAUUCAAGAUGGCGUCGAAAACGACUUCCACGCAGUCGGUAAAUCCUUGCUGUUCCAGUCCAUUUUUGGUGUAUUUGCCGAUGACAUUUCCUCCAUUUCUUCUUAAACGUGAUACGGAACUCUUUUUCACGAUGGAUGGCUACUCUAACGGGUCAUUCAACUCGAUUUACUCCUGGUACCAUGUAAUGUACGACCAAACCACACCAUGUUGAGUGUAACAACUGAUUUAAUUAGUUACCCGUCAUGCCUAGUACAGGCAUGGCAUUAACAUACAUCACAGUCACGCUUUUGGGCUCCUUGCUGUAAUACUGAUUUGAAACACAGAACAACAUGUCGGCCAUGAUUUGUUAUUUUCUGUUGGAGUUUUGGAGCUCCCUAUAAUGUCAUUUAGAGCUCAACUUUGUUAGAUGGUUAGUGCUUUUUGGGGAAUCAAAUGCUAUUUUGCAGCCAGUCUCAUCUUAUGCAUGCUAAUAUUAUUAUUACACCCUUUAUACUACUACUUGAAAAAUUUCUGCAGUUUUAUUGGCUUAGAGUAGUGCUAUUUCAGCUUAAUUUGAAAUACCUACAGGUGAAAAUCGCAAAUCUUUUGUGGGUAGUAGUGUAAACAAAUAAUAGCAUGAUUUGUGAAUACCAUUUAUGAUAUUUCAAAAUGGUCUCAAAUUUCACUCGCCUAACAGCUCAUGAAGGUACGUAUAACUAUUCUGAAAUAUCACUUGUGGUAUUUAUGCCAAAUAUCACUUGUGGUAUUUAUGCCAAAUAUCACUACAAAUCAUGUUAUUACCUAUGCUAAUAUCGUCUUAAAGAAUAUCUAACCCUCUCUUCUGGUUAUUCCAAUGUGGUCCCUGUUCAUUCAAAGUCUAUGGUUGUUUUGCUGAGGCACACUAUUGUUGUUACAUGAAUACCAUCUCUGUUUCAUAGUUAGAAGCGUGAACCCAAGGUCUGUAAGACUUUCAGGAUUAGCUCAGUCAGUAGAGCGCUUGACUGCAGAGCGGGAGGUCACGGGUUCGAUUCCCGGGGCCGGACUACUACUCAGGGUCUUAAAAUGACUGAGAAAUGAAGGUACUCCCUUUGCACUGCGGGCGGCUGGACCUUCACAAGGCUCGGAUGACCACGUAAAAUGGUGGUCCCGUCUCCAUUAGGAGACGUAAAAGAUAGUGUCCCCAAUUAGCACUUUCAUGCUAAUUACAUUGACACUCAAUGUAUUAUUCUGUUUGUUCAUGCAGGUAGGCAAGGCAAUGCGGAAGAUGCAUGAGCGGAAGAAUGUUGGCAAAAUAAUCUUGUCACCCAUGAAGGAACCUGAGCCAGAGCCAACACCGGCACCCAAACCAGAAGCAGCAGCUGCUGCUCCAGCAGAACCUCCUAAAGAAACUGCGGUGGGUGAACUUAUAGCCUAAGGCCCAGUUCAAACGUCAAACUUUUCAUGUACCGAACCUAAUCUCUCCAGAGAUCGACAUUUACCGGUAAAUCAAUAUUGGUCCGACAUAUCUAAUUUGGGUCAACUCAUGAAUUAAGUUCUAGUGGCCUGACAUGGAACAUCAUUUCUACUGCAGAGCAACUUUUUUUCAAGCGUCAAACUUUUCAUGUGUUGAAUGAAAUGUAUAAACUGCAAUUGUUAAUUUUUAACUGGGAAAGAAAUUUAGACCAUUGUACAUCUUGAAAAUGAAUCGAGUCCAACGCCUGAAUCAAAUGCAAACUUGUAUCAUUUGAACCACCACCUGGUUAGCUAACCGCCACCUGGUUAUCUGAGUUGGGAGAGUACCGGUCUGCUAAGAGGGAGGUCGUGAGUUCAAAUCCCGGCCAGACCAACACUCAGGGUCUUAAAAAUAACUAAGGAGAACGUGCUGCCUUUGUAACGAGAUCUGUAAACGGUUAGUCAACUUUCUAGUCUUCUAAGAUAAGGAAGAAAAACCGUAGGUCCCGUCUCACAGCACUUUCACUGAUUUGAUUUGGACGUAAAAGAACCUAUACCACUGUUCAAAAAGAGUAGAGGACAUAGACCCCAGUGGUGUAGUCAACCUCUCCUGGGCUGGGUGGGUUAUCUGUAAGGACACUCUCAAAUUGGAGCCCUGCUCUGUUGUGUGUUCCGCACCAUAUGGUGAAAGUGAUAAAAUAAAUAAGUAAAUAAAUAAAUAAAUAAAUUUGGGUUGACCCAAGUAGGUAUUAAGGUCGGUACAUAAGACGUUUGAUGUUUGACCUCGGCCUGAGAAAUCAGCAGACAUUUCCUGAAGCCACCACUGGUCUCCUGCAAAGCGAUGUCUGAGGAACAGUCGCAGAAAUUCCGUACCGUCACCAGACAGUAGGGAGCUUAAGCAAUGACGAGGGCGAAGGCUACGAAAACAUCACUCCAAAAUUUAAUUCUCGCUGCGUCAAAAGUUAUCAUGCUAUUCCACCUCGUUCAAUUCACCAAAUGUUGGCAAUUUUUUCUGGAGUUGAAUUCUAAAAGACUGUAUCGAAGUUCAGGGAAAGAAAAAGAAAGUUGUUGUCUUGUGUUAACAUCCUCUGCAAAACAUGAAAUUAAGUAUUAUCACAUUGUAGUCGUGCAGUGAUGGCAAAGAAAUGAACACAAGCCUGCUGCACAUGCGGAGUUGUUGUUUUGCCAAACUGAACCUAUUGCUUUUUUGCCAGUUUCGUUGACGUCCCUGUCAUUGUUGCUUAAGCUCCAUAGGUUGAAGAACUGAAAAACAUGUGGCCCUCAAAGUUAUCCCAACCAGUAGUAGAGUCACAUGUUGUGCACGUUCUUUUGGGUGUUUAGGUAAGACUAGACAAUUUCACUUCUGGGCCUUGUUUGUGAACAAAAUCCUGCAUGAAUAUUCCCUUUAAUAUCAUAGAUGACGAAUUACUCGUUAAUUUUGGCGUGAAAUUUCAGCGUUAAUUUAAUUACAAAAUUGCCAUGGCAACCUAACGUACAUCUCAGUGUCAAGAUGGUGACGAAGUUUUAAAAUGUCAUGAAUGAAGAUGUUAGGGCACAAUAAGACGCUUUAAAAAACCUGAACACACAAAAGAGCGCAUAAGCAUAAGCCAAAUUUAAGCUCUAAACGUUCAAGAGAGUGCAGGAGUUCUCGAUCGAUACUAUCCAGGAUAAACCUGUCAAAAAUCCAAGGUAGCUGUCCUAAUUCGUAACCCAUGAUAUUAAUAGGUAAUCAAAUGGUAUACUCAUGAAAUUAGGGAAUAAUUUCACUUGUGUUUUGUCCAAAUCCUAAUAAUUUCCCUCACCUAAAGGCUCGGGAAAUUAUAAGGAUUUCGACAAAACGCGCGUGAAAUUAUUCCCUAAUUUCACUCGCCACCACUUGAUUACACAUACUAACACUACUUCAGUGGCAAAUCAUAUUAAUGUAAAACUUUGCAAAUUUAAAAUUCCAAAGUGUGGCUAGGUGGGGAAAUUUGCUGAUCUGAUCAGGAUGUAAAAAUGUGUAAGAACUGUUUUCCCUCUUCUUGGGUAGUCAAGGGUUUGGCCUACUCUUGUGGUCUGCGAUGUAAACUUUUUUUUUGUCCUUGUUAAUUAUUUACUGCUACAGGAAGCAGAAGCAAAACCAGAGGAGAAGGCAGAAGACAAAGCGAAAGAGGAAGAGAAAAAACCAGAGGAAAAAAAAGAAGAGGCAAAAUCAGAGGAACCAAAAGAAGAAGCAAAGCCAGAAGAACCGAAAGAGGAAGCAAAACCAGAAGAACCGAAAGAGGAAGCAAAACCAGAAGAACCGAAGGAGGAAGAAAAACCUGAAGAGAAAAAGGAGGAAGCUACUUCAUGAAAUGUGGUAUGUGCAGACCAUUUGUGAUCGAUAUAAAAUUUCUCCUUGUGAUCUUUGAUCAUGUUUUGGGAGAGGUGAUGAGAAUUAGGAAAUGAUCACCCAAGAGAUGAAUUCUCUGAUAUUAUUUUUAACUUUUUGCUGGUAGCAAAACAUUUUCUUCUAAUUCACCAGGCGUUGCAGUUAGAUGCAACAACACAACACUGGUGGCCCUAAGAAAGGGUUAACAUUAUUAGGUGCUUGGAAGCCAGAUGGGGGGGGGGGAGGUAGGCAUUGUAUAGUAUAAGUAACCAUCCUCUUUUAAUCUUGGUGUUAUCUCUUUUGCAGGUCACGAUGCUUAGUGAGGAAAAUUAUGACCAAGUCCAGCUUGCAAUUGGAUAAAAUUAACUAGUACUUCUACUUCUAGGUUUUCACAAUAAUGCAUGUUUCAUUUUAUGGCAAAUUAGAAGUUUCUUAUCAGUAAAUUUAGUUUAUUUAGCCUGUCUCCGUUUGUAUGCAUAUUGUUUUCUGGGCCUGUUCAUCCCCAAGCUCCACUCCAUCCCUGAGAUCUUGGAACUGAGACAGACAGUGAUGGGGUGGACAAAGGCAGUCCUUGUUAAAAAUGGCGAGCAGAGCUUCAUAGGUUGUGAAAACUUCAAUGAUCACUGAGUUAGUUAGGUAAAUGAUAAAAGCCACUAUUAUUUUGUUGCAUCUUAGCACCCUUUGUUAACUACUGAAAAUAAGCGUGUUGCAAGGUUUUAACAUCGAUAGAUACUUAAAAAUAGGUUUUGUUUGACGGAUGGAAGAUGAAAAAAAAUAUGUUUGUUCGUCUGGGUUUGAGGAGUCCUGCAUCAAAACCCGUUUCUUGGAGGUUUGCUUUGCCCGCCCUUUUUGAAUGCGGACAAGAGUUUGGAGACAACCUUCACUGCUUGGUGACAUAAUUUAUUAUCCUUUUUAGUUAAGAAGUUGAGCAAAUCUGUCAGUAACUGAUUGGCUCUCGUGUCUUAGCUUCUGGUUAAUUAAAAUUUAAUAAUUGAUAAAAUUUAUUAUAUUACAGAGUUAAAAUGAAUAGUUUUGCAGUAGCUCGGCGCCCUUGAGUUCUGAAUCUGAUGAGCUAAACGCUGGAGAGUAUUGCUUGCACUACAAAUAUAGUGAUAUAUUUUUAUGUUAAACAAUAAUAUUAAUAAUAUUAAAGAAUAAAAUAAACACUUAUAUAAUUUGUUAAAUCCUACAGCCAUUAUCUUACAAUAAAGAGGUUCUUAUCUUGACAAAAUGACAAAAGUAUGUUAUUGAGAUAUAUUAUUUACAUAAUGAAUAAAGGCCAAUAAUAAAUGACAGCUAU